AUGAACCAAGCCGGCGGCGACGAGGGCGCUGUUUUCAACUUCGCCGCCAACCAAGGAGGACCUGACCAGAGGAUUCCCCCAAACGCCCGUUGGACUCUGGAAGAAAGACGUAACCACUUCCAGAACAAGCACUCCAGAUACUAUACCACAGCCACAGCCAAUGCCGAACCCGCAGGGGACGGUACGCUGUGCAUAACUAACAAGAGAACCAAGAGGGUUGAGGAAAAUUCUGUCAUGAUCGAGCCAGCUGAUCCUAGCAGAAAUAAGAUAGAGAAAUGGGUCGGAACUUUCACCGGCACCCAAGGACCCGUAUCGAUGGCUGAGCAUUUUGCGGCCACUCACGCGCCUAAUACCAAAACAUUGGCGCUGAUCGUGACUCGGCCCGUGGACGAAAGUUACAGCCAGCAGCCGAGAAAACCCAAGCUCAACCUCCUCCCGGACAUCCGAACGACCAAGCGUAACGCGGACGAAGGCAACCUCUGCGCCAACUGCCACAAGAACACACAUGUCCUGGCCGAUUGUGUCUGGCCGUAUCGUGCCCCGUUCGGCGAUAUUUUUGGCUGCCCUAUCUGCAACACGAAGGAUCACCGAUUCGACGAUUGCCAUAACCAGGCCAGACUAACCGACUGGAACCGAUUUGAGUUCCUAAUCCUCAGGCGAGCGGGCAAGUGCAUGAUCCGCUCGGAGUGGAAAGUCUACCAGAUGAUUCUCCAGUACAUCCAGGAGGGCAUAGUCAACCCCGCUGAGCUUGUCAUGCCGUGGACACGCGACGGCGCCCGCCAUCUAGUCAACGACCAAGCUAUCGCGACUUUCCAAAACUUGGACUAUAGUAACCCGCAACGAGUGGUGACCAUCGAUCCCAACUGCACCCCGGAGAGGCUGCAGGCGCUCUCGGACGCUACCAACGGGGGCGACUUUUCUACUUAUGCGGCACAACAAAGGGAACAGAGGAACGCAAACAGACGUCUGCCCCAACCUCCCGUACCCGAACACCAUCCCGUACCCCAGCAACCUAUACUCCAACAACCCGCACCACAGCAACUUGUGCUCCGUCCUGAUGCACAACGGCCUCAACCACAAAAUCCUCAGCCCCGAUCAGUACACGCGGUUCGAGAUGAAUAUACGAUAGACAUCACGAUUCAUGGUAGUGGUAACGGUGGCCAGCCCUACCGUCCGUUGUCACCUGGUCGCGCGUGGUCGUACGCCUAG
Messenger RNA from Daldinia caldariorum, 1209 nucleotides. RefSeq lists its product as uncharacterized. The transcript has a single exon. Gene Ontology annotation, molecular function: zinc ion binding; nucleic acid binding. Bases 1 to 1209 code for a protein of 402 amino acids. The record is from RefSeq and is a predicted model, not a curated record. NCBI's taxonomy places the organism in Eukaryota, Fungi, Ascomycota, Sordariomycetes, Xylariales, Hypoxylaceae.